AUGUCCGGCAGGCAGGGUGGAAAGGCAAAGCCUCUUAAGGCUCCAAAGAAGGAUAAGAAGGAGCUCGGUGAAGAAGAUGUUGCGUUCAAAGAGAGGAAGAAACAAGAGGAGGCUGCAUUGAAGGCUGCGCGUGAGAAGGCCUCUAAGGGAGGGGCGCCAGGAGGAGGUAUUAAGAAGUCGGGCAAGAAGUAG
Messenger RNA from Sparassis crispa, 192 nucleotides. RefSeq lists its product as hypothetical. The record is from RefSeq and is a predicted model, not a curated record. Lineage: Eukaryota; Fungi; Basidiomycota; Agaricomycetes; Polyporales; Sparassidaceae. Bases 1 to 192 code for a protein of 63 amino acids. The transcript is spliced from 5 exons.